GGGCGGGGGCUGGAGAGGCGCAAGCGCACUGCGUUGGGAGUCUCGGGACCCUUCUCCGAGAGACUAUGGCGCUCAACAAGAAUCACUCGGAGGGCGGCGGAGUGAUCGUCAACAACACAGAGAGCAUCCUGAUGUCUUACGAUCAUGUGGAACUUACAUUCAGUGACAUGAAGAACGUGCCCGAGGCCUUCAAAGGGACCAAGAAAGGCACCGUCUACCUUACCCCUUACCGGGUCAUCUUUCUGUCCAAAGGAAAGGAUGCCAUGCAGUCCUUCAUGAUGCCGUUUUAUCUGAUGAAGGACUGCGAGAUCAAGCAGCCUGUGUUUGGUGCGAACUACAUCAAGGGAACGGUGAAGGCAGAAGCUGGAGGUGGCUGGGAAGGCUCUGCGCCGUACAAGUUGACCUUCAUGGCAGGGGGCGCCAUCGAGUUUGGACAGCGGAUGCUGCAGGUGGCGUCUCAAGCCUCCCGAGGUGAAGCCCCCAAUGGAGCCUAUGGGUAUUCUUACAUGCCCAGCGGGGCCUAUGUCUUUCCCCCGCCAGUCGCCAAUGGAAUGUACCCCUGCCCUCCUGGCUACCCCUAUCCACCGCCCCCACCUGAGUUCUAUCCGGGACCCCCCAUGAUGGACGGGGCCAUGGGAUAUAUGCAGCCCCCACCACCGCCCUACCCUGGGCCCAUGGAACCUCCGGUCAGCGGCCCCGAUGUCCCCUCUACUCCUGCAGCUGAAGCCAAGGCUGCGGAAGCGGCUGCCAGCGCCUAUUACAACCCGGGCAACCCACACAACGUGUACAUGCCCACGAACCAGCCUCCACCACCUCCCUACUACCCCCCGGAAGAUAAGAAGACCCAGUAGACCCCUUCCACCCCUGCCUCCCACCCCUCGUCACUCUUCCCUUCCCUUCCCCUCCCCUUGGGGCUGAGACUGGGGUUUGGGGGGUGAUGGAAGGGCCUUGUUCUUCCUCAGCUCUGAUUAUAAACCACUUCCCAGGGACUGGUGUUGAGGGAAGGGGGCCCCCCCCCCCGACUCGGAGCCGCGCCUCCCAGCUUCCCAAGCUCGCUCAGAGCCCACGGCGCCGCUCGGUCGUGCUUCCCUGUCGCCGCCUCCGGGGCUCCGUGCGGGAGCGUCCACCUCGUUCCUGUCUUGCUCUAGUAGCUUCUCCCCACGGAGACUCUCUGGCCGCCUCCUGUGCCGCAGUCCAGCUCCCUCGUUUUGGAAUCCACUUUAUACUCAGCCUUGUGAACUCCCUCAGACCAGCUUCGCGUCUUCCUGGGGGCCCCCGCCAGGCCCCCCUCACAUUCCCUACACUCUGGUCUGUGCCUAACCGUGGAAACGGGACUGUCAGCCCACGUUCCAGCCCCGGUCACGCUCCUCUCCCCUCCCUGUCCGUCCUGGGUCAUCUGUCGCCACUGCUUUGUGACUUUUUGGAGCUUCAGUGUGAGCUUCCUGGGGAGGGGGGAGGGGGGAGGGGGUGGGCCGCAUCAGGACCCGGCCGCUGCGACGAGGAGGGAGCCCACUGCUUGUGGGAGUGUUCUUGGCAUUGGUUUCCCUUUGCCUUCUCUCUCUCCUCUCUAGAAGGGGCUUCUUGGACUGGAUGCAUGUGCUUCCCAUCAUGCUGUUCAGGGACCGCUGGUUGGGCUGGAACAAAGGCCCUGACCCCUGGGGCCUGGCCUGAGCCUGUGUGCUGACCGUGACCGCCCACCAGCCCCUCACCCUGCCCUCUUCCCUUUAAGCUUCAUGCCUAAUUGGUGAUAAGCCCCUGGAUGCACUAAAAUUUGCUCUCAUUUGCUUCUGGACUGGCCGUGAAGUGAGGAGAUGGUUAUUUAAAGAGAAUUCCCUAUUUAUUUGACAAAACGACAACCACCACCACCACCAGUUAAUAUAUUAAUGUGAAAUAAACCCUGUUUGCACCUUGAUUUGUUUGCUGAAAAUGUAAAAUAGUAAAAAUGAAGUGACUGGA
This is a messenger RNA of Hyaena hyaena (striped hyena), 1956 nucleotides long. RefSeq names its product WW domain binding protein 2 (gene WBP2). Gene Ontology annotation, molecular function: chromatin DNA binding; transcription coactivator activity. Gene Ontology annotation, cellular component: nucleus. Bases 66 to 851 code for a protein of 261 amino acids. Lineage: Eukaryota; Metazoa; Chordata; Mammalia; Carnivora; Hyaenidae. The transcript has 8 exons. Gene Ontology annotation, biological process: positive regulation of DNA-templated transcription. The record is from RefSeq and is a predicted model, not a curated record.